GAUAGAGUGGCUUACAGAGAAUAAAAGCCAAUGUGACCAACUUCGUUACUGAACAGUAUGUCAAUAUCAAAACAUUAUCAACUACUUCGGAAACGAAGAGGAAGUGUUGUGAAUUUAUUGUUAUGACUGCAGUAUAAAAUGAAACAGUGACAGUAUCGUUGUAUCUUCCAAGUAAUACACGCAAUAAUAUUAAACACACGAGGUUUUAAAAAGGAAUAUGGAUCUGAUCUAUGCUGUAUUUCGUAAACACACAACGAGUUCUACAAAGUCUCUCCAGAAUUUUGAAUGUUUGCAUGAAGGCCACACACUGUGUUCUGUUUCAAGCCAGAAUAUUGUUGCCUUCACAACAACAACAGAGAUAGAAGACAUCAGUGGGAAAACGUGGGGUUCUCAUGUUUAUGUCGCAGAUCUCAACACGCCUUGGUACAGUCACAAGGUUGUUUCCAAUAAAACUGGGGUCACAGCAUUAGAAUGGGACCUGCCAGGUGACAAGCUGCUGGUGGCUGAUACAGCAGGAAAUGUGCAGUUGUGGAGUUUCAAGGACCAUAUUCUAAAUGACUGGGUGUGCCUCGGAACAGCCUCCUUUCCUGGUGAACAUAUCCUUGGUGCCGCAUUUUUCCACAAUGGAAAAAAGAUAAGUCUAGUAUCUGAGAAGAAGGAUAAUGUGUACUAUAAUGAGAAGUUCACCCACCUACGCUUCCCACCUUCCGUACGCUACUUUGGUGGACGACCAAUGGAAGGCUGCCUUGUGAUCAGCACCACAGGAAUGGUGGGCGUGGUGAUAGCAUCACGAGAAGGCCAUCAGGGAUCACCUCAGCUUAUUAUAACAAGUGACAGUCUUGGAUCCACAAGGCACCGGAUCACUGCCGUCGACAUUUGUUACGGAAAAAAUGGACACUUCUUGGUGGCAGUAAGCAGUGGUAGUGUGAGUCUGCCGAUCCAGUGUUUCCGAGUGUCGGUGAAGCAGGGUGACGAGAAGUGUGUCAUCAUGUCUCAAGCUUUGCCAAGUUUCUUCCUUCAGUCCAGUCCCAUCAAGGAAAACCAGUAUCGCCACGUGUCGCAGCUCAAGUUCGUAGUCCGAGAAGAUGCAGAUUCAUUGGUUGUGGCCGCCAACGGCGACAGCGGCUGCCUCAUUGAAAUCUGGGAGCUGCGAGAGAAACCUCUGCCUAUACAUAAACUGUUUCAACCCAAAUCUCAUUCUUCGCAAACAGAACCAUUCAAAACUGUACUGUGGCAGCAUCAGUCUCACUUCAUGUCCUCGUCUCCAGUCGUAUGUAUCACGACGUCCAAAUUGUCAAUUACCACGACGAUGCCUCCUCCAUGUUAUGUGAUGGUAGCGCUGGCAGAUGGCUCAAUUCACUGUUUAUACAGGGAUUCACUGAAACAGGUUGCCACAGCAUCGCUGAAUCAAGCGUGGCGACAGGAAGAAGCUCCUAGCUCGAAGCAGCAAAGGCUUGGCUUGCGGAUAUCGCACCUCGACAUGAGCUGGUUGGGCUGUGUGCUCGUGGCUACAGACACGCAAGGGCAGCUUUACCUAUAUCGUCUGCUACCAAUCUCAGAGCCAGGAGGCCCCAUGACAGUGCCAUAUGCUUGCACACUCCUGGAAUACUGCCUAGUGACAGGAUUAGACUGGUGGGACCUGCUCGUGUCGUUACGUCCUUCCAUGAUGGACACGGUGUGUGAACGUUUCACAGAGAGUUUCAACCGGCAGUUGCAGCAAGUACAGCAGUUUCACUACGUCCAAUUCCUCAACAUCAAGACUUCACUCUACAGGUUGACUGUGAAUGGACAGUCUAAGGCAGCAGAUCUGACCUCGCUCCUCAUGUUGCAUUCUGUAGCAACAGCAUUUAAGUCUCUGCUGCGACCCUCGGACCUCUCCAGUCAUGACAAGGGACCUGCCGAAAGCCUGGCAACGGUGAUGAUGGACUCUCUCACAGACGUGGACAAGGUGCUGUUCCACCUGGAGGCAAAGGAGUUCACUGUGGAGCCAAGCACCCUCCAGUCACUACAGCAGCUCAUUCAGUGGGUGGCAGACCUGGCUCUCAACUUGUUGGCAAGACUGCCAGAGCAGCGCCAGCCUGGCAAGAGCUCUGGGGUGAGACACGCUUUCUGCUGUUAAACAGCGUUAUGUAAGGCACUGCAUGUGAAAAACAAAUUAAAGGCUAAUUACACUCGUUUAGAUGUUCAGGCAGAUUUAAUUGCAUCAUUCAGUUCAGAAUCUUUCGUCUUAAAACGUACAGAUUAAAAUAGAUAUUCAAAACUAUAAUUUUACCUGUUGUUUUGUACGAGUGUGGAACCUGGUCUGUCACAUUAAGGGAAGAAUAGAUUAAGGGUGUUUGAGAACGGGAUGCUUAGGGGAAUAUUUGGACUCGAGAGGGAGGCUGUGACAGGACAAUGGAGAAAAUACAUAAUAAAAAUUUCUACUCUUAUAAACUUAUUAGGUUGUACACAAGUUAUUUGUUAGAAUAAUGUAUGUUGAUUGGUGUGUGCUCUGCGCAAAAUACGUUAAGUGGAUACGUAUAAGGGAAAUUUUUUGUCUGCCUGCCUGUUUCA
Molecule: messenger RNA, 2553 nt
Organism: Zootermopsis nevadensis
Lineage: Eukaryota; Metazoa; Arthropoda; Insecta; Blattodea; Termopsidae
Source: RefSeq, a predicted model, not a curated record